GGGCACAGUCCGACGGGCAAAACCCCGAGGAGCGCCAGUCGUUCCUUCCUAUUUCCUCCUCUCAGCGCCCUCCCUGGCGGCAGGCGGGGGCGAACCCCGAGAGCGCGCCGAGCCGUCGGGCAUCUUAUCGAUCCCGGCGGCUUUCAGGGACGGCUCAAAUAGGCUCGUCAGAGCCGUGCCCCGUCAGAGCCAGUCAGGUGUACCGCACAAAGAGCUCCGUCCGUGGCAGCACACCAAGACCCGCAGAGACCGCAGGUACACGGCACGCUCGUGACAAGCACUAACCCGGUUCAACGGACGUCGGCAGCGGCUAUUGGUCAUCGCCUACGAGGAGAGUCUGCGACUCGUCGCCCCAAAAAAGGAGAUUCCCUUGCCGGCGAGGUUCAACAGAGGUCUUAAAAGCACGUGACGAGUCGAGAGCCCACGAUGAGGCUGUGUGUGUUUCUCCUGCUGGCCGCCGUGGUCCUGGUGGCGCUAGUGGAGCUGAGCAGCGCCAAGCGGCAGUACCAGGACGAAGGCAAGUCCCACAACGUCGGAGGCCACGGGGGCAGGAAGCACCACCACAAGGAGCGCCGGCACGACUCCAAGCAGCAGCACCACGACAAGGGCCGCAAAGGCAAGCACUCUAAGAAGCAGCAAGAGGAGGCCCGCAUGUCUGAAUACCAGCAGCAGCGCGAGCAGGAACUGCCGCAGCAGGACCAGGAGGCUGCAGCGCCAGAAUCCAAGUCCUACCCCAAGGACAGCAAGAAACAGUUCAAGUCCAAGCAAGGCUACAAGGACGCUGCGGCCCAGGAAAAGCAGGCUGUCUACGAGGGCAAAAAGGGUGGCAAGGACUACAAGCAGCAGAAGCAGCAGGGCAAGCCAUCAAAGAACCAAGUUCCCGUACAAGAGCAGAAGCAGUCCAAGUACCAGGGCAAGAACGCCAAGACCGAGAAGGCGGCCAAGAAUGAACCUCGCGAGGAGACCCGACAGCACCUAGAGAAUCUGGAGGAACCCCAGAAGCAGGCCGUCAAAGAAAAGGCAAAGCAGCAGCAGCAGCAGCAGCCUCAGGAACCCAAAGACAUGUGCAGCGAAAGCAAGCCAUCUCCGAGUCCGUCUGGCUCCAAGUGCCCGAUGGCGGCCACCGCCCAGGCAGCCGCAGCACCACCGGCGCCAGGCGCGGGCGGCGCCCUUCUGGGCUGCCCCGUGGCCAAGACGUCGAUGGGACACGGCUGCGCCCAGUCGUGCGCCUGUCCCGACACAGCGGUGUGCUUCGCCGCAAACGGCAACGUCCGUGGCGUCUGCAAGCUGCCCGAACCGGAUGACCUCACGCACGGGUCCUACCUCCCGUGAACUGCCGGGACAAGAGUUCAAGUCUUCCACGACGACGCGCACGCUCCGCACCACCUCCCAGUUCGUUAUAGACCCGCUCGCAGCCUCGACGUCAUAGUUCUCCAAUGGCGCUACGGUUGCCUGUCCACGUGACCAGCGUGGGCACUGCACAUGCGCUGAAACGAGGCGUCUCGUUCUCGAGGCGUCGUCUGCGCAUGAUCAGUGCCCACUAAUUGCUGGGUCCCUAUCCCACCUGUUGCUAUAUAGCCGUCACGUUGUCUCCGAAGACAGCUAACCCUCGUUUAACCGGUGCCAUCUUGGCGAUCUCUUGCCAGGGUUGAGAGGUCGACCAAGCGUGUGUCCACGAGAGUCGAUUCAAGAACUGUUGUCACCUUGGACGAAUUAGAUUAUGUAAUUCGCCAUGUCUGUAAAUCUGAAGGGACGAUUGUUCGGCAGUUGGAGUUCUGCACACGCCGGAUUUUAAGUAGAGACGCACGGCGGCCUCCGGCUCAGCGAAAGUUGGCUGUUUUCGCUCUCGAUCGAUCUUCCUAUCAUAGUUUGCUUUCCGUGCAGAAACGCGUACGCAGUGUAGCCGGGCGUUGACCGACGCAGUGUCUUUUGUAUCAUAGACCGAAUCGCACGUGUUUCUUUUAUCCGUUUGAUCGUACACGUUUUCUUUUGAAGCCAAGUGUAUAUAUUGUUUGUAUGAAUCAAUAAAAGCAAACGUUGUUGUAA
Messenger RNA from Ixodes scapularis (black-legged tick), 2046 nucleotides. Its product is annotated as putative cyclin-dependent serine/threonine-protein kinase DDB_G0272797/DDB_G0274007. The transcript is spliced from 6 exons. NCBI's taxonomy places the organism in Eukaryota, Metazoa, Arthropoda, Arachnida, Ixodida, Ixodidae. The coding region runs from base 427 to 1332 and encodes 301 amino acids. The record is from RefSeq and is a predicted model, not a curated record.